Molecule: messenger RNA, 1200 nt
Organism: Paramecium tetraurelia
Lineage: Eukaryota; Ciliophora; Oligohymenophorea; Peniculida; Parameciidae
Exons: 5
Source: RefSeq, a predicted model, not a curated record
AUGAAUUUUAUAAAGUCAAUAUUCUCUAAAUCAUCAACAUCCUAAUUUCAAUAGAAAUCCAAGAAUCAGGCUUCUGAAUUCUCAAUACUUGAUCCACAAUUUACAUAAGUAAGAUUGAGGGAUGCAAAAUUAUUAAUCGCAGACUUGAGAAAACUAGAAUAAGUUCUAAAUUAUCAACCGUAAACAAUUAAUGAACAACUCAAAAAAUGCUACGCUUUGCAUAUCAUCUUGAGCAGUGAUUAAUAUUAAGUUAUAGACAAGGUCGUCUAUUAUUGCGAAUAAAAUCAAAUCAAACCUAUCAGACAAAAUAUAUAAACCAAGACAGCAGCUACUACAAAUAUAAAUUAAACAUGUUAGAUUAUGUCAGAUUAGUAAAUGAUUGCUACAUAAUUUUAAAAUUCAAUGUACCUUAAUGUAUCGGAUUAAUUAUAAUUUUAUGAACAAAUUCAUUAAAAUGAAUCUGAAUUUACCAACAAUUAUUUCAAUUACAUAUAAAGGGUAACUCAAAAUUCGGAUAUCUAUAAUUCUUGUAAAUUCCAUCAAUACCCCUAUGAAGAUGAAACAUUUAACAGGAAAUUAUAAUUUGUUUGGCUCUUCAAAAUUAUAAAUAUGCUUAAUUAUAAACUUGCUUUUAUCCCAAAUUUAAAAUUCCUAUUUAAUUGCAAAACCCAGAAUUCUUUUAUUAUCAGAGAUGUAGCUUACCUAGUGUAUAAGGACUGUCUAUUGGAAUAUGGUUUCUUGAGAAAUGAAAUCUCAGAUAUGGUUGAAUCCUAUUCAUAAUUUUAAGUUAGAGAGUCCUUAUAAUUCUACGAAUUAGUAGUUUUUAUGCUUGAAAUUAAUAAAAAAAUGAAAAUAUUCUAUGACAUGAGAUAGUAAUUCGCAUUAAAUUCCUAAUCAGUUCGAGAUAUUAAAUGGUUUGAGAUUGAUAAAAAAUAAUUAAUUGAGAUAGAACAUUAUACUUCCAAAGCUAAAUUGCUAAACACAGUUUAAUUCAAGAAAAGUUUAAUGGUUCCCACUUAAAAAAAUUAAAUGGAAAAUCUUCAGAAAAUUAUGCUCGACUCAUCCCUUCUGGAAAAUUCAUUUAUGAAGGAACCUACUACUGCCAAAUAUAAUAAAAAAAAUAAUGCUCAAUAAUAUUCUCCCUUAAACUCUAAAUAAACCAGAAUAUCAAAUCAUUCAAGAUAAUUAUCAAAAAAUUGA